Striga asiatica is the source of this 537-nucleotide messenger RNA. The record is from the annotation of a GenBank genome assembly. Lineage: Eukaryota; Viridiplantae; Streptophyta; Magnoliopsida; Lamiales; Orobanchaceae.
AUGCGGCCGCCACCCACCGGAGCCGUCCCUCCGUUGCCCGAGACCUGCCGCCGCUACUGGACCCGCGGCGGCGCCCUCCGCAACGUUCCCAUCGGCGGCGGCUGCCGGAAAACCAAGAAACACAAGCCCUCCGGCGACUCCAACGCCCCUUCCGGCCCCGAUUUCUCCCACGCCGUGGAAUUUCCCAAAAUACCCUCCCUCGCCAUUUCCUCCAGCCCUUCCUUUAGCGCUGUGGGUUUUCAACAGAUGGGCUCAUUUAUCAACUCUCAGAGCAGCCUCACGAUUGAGUCGUUGAGCUCCAUCAAUCAAGACCUUCACUGGAAGCUGCAGAGGCAGAGGCUGGCCACCCUGUUUUCCGGCGGUGAUGAAGCUCACAAGAACCAGAAAAACUUUGAGCCGGCCGGUUCGUGUGGGAAUCAUAUUACCAAUAUUGGCCUCUCGACCGAGUUGUUUUUCAACAAUCCUUAUGCUGACGUGGCUCCGAGCAAUUUAAAUGAGGGUACCAGCUGGAGUAGUGGAAUCCAGGAUUUGUACUGA